GACUGAGUGGUGGACAUAUCCUCGCUUCAGCCUCAGCUAUCAACUAUGUAGCAUAUGCAAGAAGCAACCCUGACUUGGACCACGAAGCAUCAUCAGGCAAAAAAUGCUGGAACAUACCUUGGGGGCACUGUUUCUCCUGACCCAGCUACUGUGGCAUGCUGGUGCUGCCAAGUGUGAAAAGAAUGACUACGGGAUCAAUGUAAUGGUACUGAAUAACUCUGAGUAUCCAGUGACUGCAGAGAACAUUGAACAAGCUGUGCAGCUGGGUCUGACACUGGUGAAAUACAUCUUGCAAGACCACAAUGUGAGUGCUCAUGUCAAUGCCACAUACGAUGGCUUCAACACAUCUUUCUAUUUCUCACAAGGCUGCCGCACCAGCACUUGUGAAGGUGUGGAUCUCAUCAGGCAACUCUAUACGGAGAGUAAGCUUGGCUGUGCUGUCCUAGGCCCUAUGUGCACCUUUGCCACAUACCAGAUGGUCUCUGUUGAGACAAUAUUAGACAUUCCUGUGAUCUCUGCUGGGACUUUUGGAACGUCUUGUGACUUCAAAGAAAGCCUAACCAGGUUGAUGACUCCAGCCAGAAAGGUGUCCUAUUUUUUGAUUGAAUUCUGGGAAAAUUCAAAAUUGCCAUUCAAAACAGUUGUUUGGAAUUCUGCUUACAUUUAUAAGAAGAAUGAAAACACAGAAGACUGCUACUGGUAUAUGAAUGCCUUGGAUGCUUCACCUACAUACUUUUCUUCAAAAAUUAAAUCCCGGGAAAUCCUAAGAAGCACAAAAGAGUUGCAGGACACAGUGAAAAAUUCCAAUCGAAAAAGCAAUGUGAUCAUCAUGUGUGGUACUCCAAAUGACAUCAAAUUUGCCCUAGGGGACCAAAGUGUGGAUAAGGACAUAGUUAUUAUCCUGAUAGAUCUUCACAGUAAUACGUAUUAUAAGAAUUCUAUGUCAGAGAAGUACAUGCAGAAUGUUCUUGUCCUGACGCUGGCACCAACAAACUAUAGUGCACUUUCAAACUAUAGUGGGAUUCCUGUGGAUCCUGAAGAUAUCAAAUUGCUGAAAGAUGACUUCCUUGUUGCCUAUUUGAAUGCUAUUCUGAUGUUUGGACAUGCCUUGAAAAAUCUUUAUUUCAAAAAAGAAUCAAUUCAAUCUAAUAACUUCAUUAAAGAAUUCCGGAAUGCCACUUUUCAAGGUAUUCUUGGUCCUGUAAUGCUGGAUGGGUAUGGAGAUAUUGAUGUCAAUUUCACUGUUAUGUACACAUCAGUGGACAGUCUUGAAUACAAGACCCUCCUAAAAUAUGACACACAUCGGAAUGGGACAAUAGAGGAGGCAGAAAAGCCAUCUUUCAUCUGGAGCAGAUACAUGCUGCCUGGUGAUGUUCCUAGCACUGGCCCACACAUCUUGACUAUAGCAGUUUUCACACUUACUGCCACAGUUGUGCUGGUUCUCAUCAUCGCUCUGCUGGUUCUGAGGAAAUACAGAAGAGCUUACCAACUCCAGCAAAAGAAAUGGUCCCAUAUUCCACCUGAGAAGAUACUGCCUUUGGAGACCAAUGAAACAAGUCAUGUCAGUCUGAAGAUUGAUGAAGACAAAAGGCGGGACACAAUGCAGAGGCUGCGUCAAGGCAAAUAUGACAAGAAGGUGAUUAUUCUGAAGGAUUUCAAACACAGUGAUGGAAACUUUACAGAGAGACAGAAAAUAGACCUAAACAAGCUCCUUCAGAUUGAUUAUUACAACCUGACAAAGUUCUAUGGGACAGUCAAGAUGGACUCGAUGAUCUAUGGAGUGAUUGAAUACUGUGAAAGAGGCUCACUGCGGGAUGUCUUAAAUGAUAAAAUCUCUUACCCUGAUGGCACCUUCAUGGACUGGGAAUUCAAAAUUUCUGUCAUGUAUGAUAUUGCUAAGGGAAUGUCCUAUCUGCAUUCAAGUAAAACUGAGGUCCAUGGGCGCCUGAAAUCUACAAACUGUGUUGUAGAUAACCGUAUGGUAGUGAAGAUAACUGAUUUUGGCUACAAUUCUAUUCUUCCACCAAAAAAAGAUCUCUGGACAGCUCCUGAACACCUUCGCCAUGGUGAUGUGUCUCAAAAAGGGGAUGUGUACAGCUAUGGGAUUAUAGCACAAGAAAUCAUACUGCGUAAAGAGACUUUCUACAGUAACGAUUGUCGGGAUCAUAAAGAAAAACUUUGCAGAGUAGAAAGCAGUGACAGAGCAAGACCAUUCAGGCCAGAUCUUUUACUGGUAACAGAAGGGGAGAAAGAACAAGAAGUGUACCUUCUUGUAAAAAGUUGUUGGGAGGAAGAUCCAGAAAAGCGACCAGAUUUUAAGAAAAUUGAAAUUACCCUAGCUAAGAUAUUUGGCGCCUACCACAGCCAAACCAAUGAAAACUACAUGGACACCUUAAUUCGACGCCUGCAGCUGUAUUCACGAAACCUGGAGCGUUUGGUGGAAGAGAGGACCGAGCUGUACAAAGCAGAGCGGGACCGAGCUGACAGGCUUAACUUCAUGCUUCUCCCACGGCCCGUGGUAAAGUCUUUGAAGGAAACUGGAUGGGUGAAGCCUGAACUGUUUGAAGAAGUCACCAUCUACUUCAGUGAUAUUGUGGGUUUUACAACCAUCUGUAAAUACAGCACCCCUAUGGAAGUGGUGGACAUGCUCAAUGACAUCUACAAGAACUUUGAUCACAUUCUUGACAAUCAUGAUGUUUACAAGGUAGAGACCAUUGGAGAUGCAUAUAUGGUAGUGAGUGGCUUACCAAAGCGGAAUGGCAACAGACAUGCCGUGGAUAUUUCCAUGAUGGCUCUGGACAUACUCAGCUUCAUGGGUUCCUUUGAACUCCAACAUCUUCCAGGCCUUCCUAUAUGGAUUCGUAUAGGAAUUCACUCUGGUCCGUGCGCUGCUGCUGUGGUUGGGAUUAAGAUGCCUCGCUACUGCUUGUUUGGAGAUACAGUAAACACAGCUUCAAGGAUGGAAUCUACAGGUUUACCUCUACGAAUACAUGUAAGUGGUUCCACUAUAGCUAUUUUCAAAAGGACAGACUGUCAAUUCCAGUAUGAAGAGCGAGGAGAGACAUAUCUGAAGGGCAAAGGAACUGAACUUACUUACUGGCUGACAGGCAUGAAGGACCAGAAGCAUAACCUUCCAACACCACCUUCUGUGGAGAAUCAACAGCGUUUGCAGGCUGAUUUUGCUGAGAUGAUAAUACAGUCUCUGCAGAAAAGACCAGCAGAAGAGUUCCAGGUGCGAGGGAUUUCCCGUGUAGCUAGCCGCAAAGGCACUCUGGAAUAUCUGCAAUUGGCUACCGUAGAAAACUCCAGCACCUUUCUGUAAACUGGAAUAAACUACAUGAUUCAAGAAUCCCAGGAUCUUAUACAUACUCCACAGCUUUGCAAUAUUGCAGAACACAGGAUGGUUGGGGAGAGAGACAUGAUCCUUCCUUUGAAUGUCAUCUGUCCAGUGCAAGGGGCUUCUCCAUGGAGGCUUCACCAAUGCACUGCUUGCUGUAACUGGGAAAUGACAAGAAAGAGGGUUACCAGCUAGUAUCUCUCUUCAUAUCCAGCUUGGGCUUUCUGGAUUAAUAUAGUGGUAUAGGAAGGGAGCAAUGCAGACACUCUUUCCCACAAAUCUUGUAUAAGCCAUUUUGAACAUAUAGGAAAGUAUUUUAGGUAAGUCAUUAAAUAAGCAGGAAAACAAACACACAUUGAAUGCAAUGUUUGAGACACAUUGUUUGAAAUCAUCUGGCCAUUCCCCUGCCUCUUUAGAAACUAAACACAGAUGUACUUUUUAGAAACUAGAGACAGGUGUAUUUUUAAUCUAAAGUCAUGUUUAAAUGCCUUUAUUUUAAAUUGCAAGCUCUUGUCUUCUAUUAGAGAAACAGUCAAAAAUAUUUUGUCUGUUAUUAAAUAUGUUGGUCUGCUACCAGUUUUCAUCAUCUAAUGUCCCGAUGUGUCAUAAACUAUUUGAUGUCUUUAGAAAUGUUCAGUCAGUCAUCACUGUCACUUGAUUUGUUUCUAGAUCCAGUUUUAGGUCACAAAUUGUUUUAUGGGUAAUUAGGUUCAAGGUAAUUAGAGGACUGUCUGCUGCCACAUGAGACUGCCUGUCUGCUGAGAUCUUUGCAAGAGAUUGGUAGAAAUCCCUUCCCUUGGAGAUCCCUUUGCCUUCUUCCUUCUCAUUCCUCUGAAGGCAGUCUUUUUAAUGUUUAAUGAUUCCAUAUUUGGAUUUUUAGGCUCUGGUUGCUAACAACGUAUGUGUUUACCAAUUAUUUUUUAAAUUGAUGGAUGACAUAUUUAUUUCUAUUAUCUAAUUUUAUUGAUUGUAGUUUCAGGGCAACUUGCAUGGUGAAAAAGUGGGAUACAAAUGCCAUCAAAAUAAAUAAAUAAAUAAAUAAAUAAAUAAAUGGACAGUCAAGGAAAAAUUCUUAAACUUCAAAGUUGUACAUUGCCUCUGCUUAACAUUUAGCAAUUCAACUGUAUAUUUUAUAAGGCUCGUCUAGUACAUGCAACAAUAA
Messenger RNA from Varanus komodoensis (Komodo dragon), 4499 nucleotides. RefSeq names its product guanylate cyclase 2C (gene GUCY2C). Gene Ontology annotation, biological process: cGMP biosynthetic process; protein phosphorylation; receptor guanylyl cyclase signaling pathway. NCBI's taxonomy places the organism in Eukaryota, Metazoa, Chordata, Lepidosauria, Squamata, Varanidae. The transcript has 27 exons. Gene Ontology annotation, molecular function: peptide receptor activity; protein kinase activity; ATP binding. The record is from RefSeq and is a predicted model, not a curated record. Bases 104 to 3322 code for a protein of 1072 amino acids.